Molecule: messenger RNA, 276 nt
Organism: Paramecium sonneborni
Lineage: Eukaryota; Ciliophora; Oligohymenophorea; Peniculida; Parameciidae
Source: the annotation of a GenBank genome assembly
AUGAAUGGAAUUUAAUAUAAAUCAAGAAAUAAUCAAAUUAUAUCUAAAAUUUUACAAAGGGAAGCUAAAAUAAAUCAACCAUACAAUAAUCGAUUACCAUCCUUAAAUUUAUCAGUUCCCACACAAAGAAACUAGAUCUAGAAAAAUCAACCAUAUAAAUAAUUUCGACUAACUAGAUAUAAGAAUGAGUCCAAAAUAUUAGGGAAUGAAUUAUUAAACAUAAAAAAGAAAUAGUUAACCUUUACAACCUUGAAUACACUUGAAGAAACAAUUUGA